AUGAAAUACGACAAAGUUGAAGGGACAGAAGACGCUAACUCGGAUCACGACCUAACUGAGGGCUUUCUCUAUGACGAGACACCUUCCGCACCAAGACCGCAACGUUUCGGUCGUUUUUUAUGGCUCGUAAUCACUGAGAAUGUUCUCAUCGCCCUCGCCGUCUUCGCCUUAUGGAAGACAUUUGUUCCACCGCGUACAAACCUCCACUAUCAAGUCCUCACCGCGGACAACAAAACUUAUCCAUCGGGCCCGCUGUCCUGGUCGCAGCACUUCGAGGCACUGCCGUGUGGCAAAACGCCUGAGGAGGCGCGAGCCCGAGGAUGCGAAUUUGACAUGCUCGUCACCGCAUGGCUACCACCAAAAUGUAUCGAUCGCGAGCUGGUCGAUGAAUUUUUGGAAUUGGGCAACUGGGACUUCUACGCAAGGCAGGACGGCACGGAAAAGGACAAGUUAAGCACCUACGACCCCGACUUCCUGGGAUCGGUCAACAGAACCAUCUGGACCACAAGACGCUGGCAUGUCACUCAUUGCCUCUUCAUGUUCAAGAAGCUGAGUCGAGCAUUGGUAAAUGGCUGGACGGUGGACGCCGAGGCUGUCUCGGAGCCGCACAUGGAGCAUUGCAUGAAGACGUUUAUUGAACAAGUGUUGUUUGGGCCCAGUCUUGAUCCAAAUGAGAUAGAAACCUACCUGGAAAUCAUCUACCCACCAUGUUGA
This is a messenger RNA of Hyaloscypha bicolor E, 714 nucleotides long. RefSeq lists its product as uncharacterized. The transcript has a single exon. The coding region runs from base 1 to 714 and encodes 237 amino acids. The record is from RefSeq and is a predicted model, not a curated record. Lineage: Eukaryota; Fungi; Ascomycota; Leotiomycetes; Helotiales; Hyaloscyphaceae.